This is a messenger RNA of Rhinolophus ferrumequinum (greater horseshoe bat), 1112 nucleotides long. Its product is annotated as germinal-center associated nuclear protein. Lineage: Eukaryota; Metazoa; Chordata; Mammalia; Chiroptera; Rhinolophidae. The record is from RefSeq and is a predicted model, not a curated record. The coding region runs from base 1 to 699 and encodes 232 amino acids. The transcript is spliced from 3 exons.
AUGCACGCCCUUCGCCGGUGGAACACGGGGUUUUCGAUGCCGGUUUCGCAGGCCGUGCAGUGGCUGGUCUCCCGCUGCCCCUGUACCCCUGACCUUUGCUGCCAGACCAUCAUCCAGUACGUGGAAGAUGGGGUCGCCCGUGAGUUUAGUGGCCGGUUCUUCCGUGACCGAAGAGAGAGGCGGCUGGGGGGCCUGGCCUCGCAGGAGCCCGGUGCCAUCAUCAAGCUAUUCAACAGUGUGCUGCACUUCCUGGCCUCUGUGGUGUCCUCUGAGCGGCUCUGCGACCUGUCCUGGCCCGUCACCGAGUUUGCUGAGGCAGGGGGCAGCGGGCUGCUUCCUCACCUGCACUGGAACGCCCCAGAGCACCUGGCCUGGCUGAAGCAGGCUGUGCUGGGCUUCCAGCUCCCACAGAUGGACCUGCCGCCUGCGGGGGCUCCCUGGCUUCCCGUGUGCUCCAUGGUUACCCAGUACGCCUCCCAGAUCCCCAGCUGCCACCAGACGCAACCCGUCCUCCAGUGUGAGGUGCAGAAUCUGCUCCGAAGAGCCUACAGCAGGUGGAAGAGCAAGAGCCCUUUCCUGGCCCAGGGGGCGGGGCCCUCGGUCGCUGAGAUUCCAUGGGACGACAUCAUUGCCUUGUGCGUCCACCACAAGCUGAGGGACUGGACACCCCCCAGGCUCCCCAUCACGUCAGGUAGUUAAUGCGUGGCGCUGCUGUGGGGCUGCCUCCCCGGGAGACUCCACUGGUCCAGUUCAGCAACGAGAGAUGUUUACUCGGGUUUGUUCUUUUUCUGUGGGUCACCGUCCUCCAUUUCCUUAGCACUCCCUCUUCAAGCCAGUGACUUCCAGUGACUUGUAGACAUUGGGGAGAGCUAAGACCGAUCUAAGAGAGUCUGUACUCCCCCUGGGCUGGCUCUAAGUUAGAAUUCUGCGGCUCCGGGCAACCUGCUGCCAUUGCAGUCUGGAGUCUGGGCAUGAGCCUGUGGACCUGGAAGGGCUCACAGGUGCCGGCAGCGCAUUUGGCUCAAAUGGGAGUGACAUAUUGUGUGAGUUCAGUCCGAAGGGCUUGUCCUUCAAUCAGGGAGUUUAAGUAAAUGUCAAGUGGUCACCUGUUA